Molecule: messenger RNA, 1789 nt
Organism: Myxocyprinus asiaticus (Chinese sucker)
Lineage: Eukaryota; Metazoa; Chordata; Actinopteri; Cypriniformes; Catostomidae
Product: centrosomal AT-AC splicing factor-like
Exons: 11
Coding region: 325-1380 (351 amino acids)
Source: RefSeq, a predicted model, not a curated record
CAGAUAUGAUUCAAGCAUUGUUGGAGCUGUGAUCCAGUUUUGUCCCACAUGUAAUCGUCAGGCUGGACAACUAUUAUUUUUCCUUUAUGAACUUCACAUAAGCACUUUCUGACUUUUGUAGUUUUUUCAGAAUGUUUUCAUUGUGUAAUCGUUUUCUUAUCGUGGGUCUCUGUCCUUUAUUUCUUCUAAAGCAUCAAAGUAUUACUGUUUGUAGUUUCUUUGCUCUUCAUCCCAACCACAAGCGUGCAGUGCAACUGUGUUUACUGAAAUAUCACGUGCGAAAAGCCUCUGCAGUCGCAAUAUAAACAAAACCAAAGUAGUCAAAUGGGUGCAUUUUACUGUUCAAUCUGCAGGAAAACGGAUUUUUCUGGAAAAGGACACAUCUAUGGAAAAAGCCACCAGAGUAAGCUUAAAAUUGUUAUCGUCAAGUUCAUGGAGAAGGUCAAAGAAGCGCGGCGGACCAUCAAAAAUCCUCAGGUGGAGAAAUACAGUCCUGAUCAUGAUGUUAAAUUCUGGUGUUAUUGUUGUGGGCUGGAGGUGCAAAAACAUGUGACGGACAGUAACAUCACUGUGCUGCACGGAGGACUGCUUGAGCACAUGAGCACGCUAGAUCACCGGAAAAACACACUCAAGUUCUGGUGGGAGAAUAAAGCAGACCCCAAACUGAGAGACAAGUUCAUCGUAACAGAGGAGGAAACUGAUAGAUUCAAGUCUGAGGUUGUCAAGGCUCUUGAACAGUUUGAGGAAAACAGUGAUGUGUUUAUUAAAGAGCAAGCAGCAGUGAUCCGCUCUCAGGAGCAGCACAGACUGGAAGUCCUGCAGGCAUUAUCAGAGCCUGAUCCAGAAUUGCUACAGCCUGCUGAACUGGGCCAGCACAACAAUGAACACACAGCCAGAAGUUCCCACAGUGGCACUUAUGAAAUGGGGGUGCUGCCAGAAUCAAGCCAUGACAAUCUUCCAUCACACAGUCAGUGGAAUGAUUCCGGACUGGGCUUAACUUUCGUCGGUUACCAGGACUCUUCCAGCAGUGUCCAUACUGGAGCUGUGCCACCGUGGCUACUGGAGGAGCCUGAUGAGGGAUUAGGCAGCGGCCAGCAGGAAAUGGGUCCCUCACUUCAGGAGUUUCUCAAACACAAGGAACAUGAGAAACUCCGAAAGCUUCCUCCUAACCGUGUGGGGGCAAACUUUGACCACAGCUCACACACUGAUGCCAACUGGCUGCCAUCGUUUGGACGCGUGUGGAAUAGUGGCAGGCGCUGGCAGUCUAGGCAUCAUUUCAGAGAAGAGGAGGUCAAAACCAGGGGCAAGAGGAAGUGGGCAGAUGCUAAGAAAGAAACAAAGAAACAAAAAGGCCUCAGUAAUGGAGAUUUAUUUGCUUAAAUGGAGCUGACAUUAAGUUGCUUAAUUCUUUGUGAACUACUAAAGUCAAUUGUUUAUGGCAAACUGUCAUUUUCACUUUCUGCUUAGAGAAAAUGACAAAUGUUAGCCUGUCCACAGUCAAGCAUAGCAUCUUAAUUUAUGAACAGCAAAGGUCAGUUGUGUCAUAGAAAGUGUUGGUGUAUUCAGUAUGUGUGUAUAUUGAAUAUCUCAUAUUGAGAAAUACUUGAAAGCCAAUAAUUAGUAUCCUUGGUGUUUAAUUUAGCACCAGUUUUGAACAUUAAAUACAAAUACUUGUAAUGUUUUCAUUUCAGAUGGUCUUUCUUAGGGUUUACAAAGUAUUUAUUUGGACAAGAAAUUAAAUACACCAUUUGUGUUUCCAGUUUAUUGAAUAAAUCUGCUACAGAUGAAA